AUGGCCGCCGUCGCGCCCGCUGCCACGCUGUCCCUGGUGGAUCCCAAGAGCAAAGGCGGCAAGGGCCCAGAGACGAAGGACAAGGGGUCGGGAGGGCUGAAUGGUGUGCCCAAGGGUGAGGUGGUGUCUCUGAACCCUCCAGCGUCCUCAGCGGAGCCAUGGGCGCAGCAGGAUUACAAGGAUGCUGCCAUGUACUAUGGUGCCUACCCUGGAGCUUACUACUGUGGAGGUUGGGGUGAUUAUUCCGUCUACGUGAGCCAGGAUGGAGGGGAUGCACUUUCCCCUGGUGUUUAUGGGGACAUGUAUUGCUAUCCUCAUUAUGGUAUUGCUGAUGGUCAGAUUUAUGGAUCACAGCAUUACCAGUACCCAUCCACAUACUACCAGCCAAAGACUACUGCCAGCAAACCAGUAUACAAGGCUAAAACUGGCAAAUCAUCUCCUUCGAUACAAGAAGAUGUUUCUACUGCGACUGCUGCUGAUAAGCAGCCUGUCUUGUUGGAUUCCUCCAAAACCACUCUGAAAAGCAUUGAUGAUGUAAAAGGUCUGAAGAAGGAAACGUUGCCUCUGAAACCAAAUGGCCGUUUUGGUAAUUACCAGAAUCAAGGUAGCAAAACGGCUUACCCAUGGUCUGGUGGCCGUACCUCUUCAGAAAAGCAUCCGAAAUUCUCGGGUGGGAAUCCUACAUCGACAGUCUCUAAUAAUAAUAAGGGCUUGCAUGGUCAGAACUCUUCGAUGGGGCUGCCAUCUGCUGGGUUCAUGAGUUCAAUGUACUCUGGUAGUGGAAUGUACAACACAAACACUUAUGCACCUAGCUUUUGGUAUGGUUCUCAUGUCUAUGGUCCUGGGCUGUAUGGUGGGUGGAAUGCGUUUUCGAAUGGGAAGUACAGGCCAAGAGGAAAAACCUACGGAUCUUAUGGUUUUGGCAAUGGAAACUUGGAUGGUUUGGAUGAGUUGAAGCGUGGACCAAGAAGUAGUCUGUUUAAAAGCCAACAGGGUUCUGGAGCAGCUGUUGAUGCAAAAGGACAGGAGCCUCCCAGCAGUGAUGCCUCUAAUGCUGUUAAGCAGGAACAGUACAACCUUGCUGAUUUUGGUGAGACCUACUCAGAUGCCAAAAUUUUUAUUAUUAAAUCAUACAGUGAGGAUGAUGUUCACAAGAGCAUUAAGUACAAUGUUUGGGCAAGCACCCCUAGUGGAAAUAAAAAGCUGGAUGCUGCUUAUCAAGAGGCUAAGGAAAAAUCAAGCAGUUGUCCUGUGUUCCUGUUGUUUUCUGUUAACACCAGCGGACAGUUUGUUGGUCUGGCUGAGAUGGUGGGUCGGGUUGAUUUUAACAAGACAGUUGAAUACUGGCAGCAGGACAAGUGGACUGGUUGCUUCCCUGUCAAGUGGCACAUUGUGAAGGACAUUCCUAACAGCUCGUUGAAGCACAUCAUUCUUGAGUAUAACGAAAACAAACCAGUUACAAACAGCAGAGAUACGCAGGAGGUUAAGCUUGACCAAGGCCUUCAGGUUUUAAAGAUUUUCAAGGAUCAUGUCUGCAAGACAUCCAUCUUGGAUGACUUUAGCUUUUAUGAUGACCGUGAAAAGAUAAUGCAGGAGAAGAAAUCAAAGCGUCAGCAUCCAGUUGAGGUCAUGAAUAGAAAGUUGGCAGCCACCAACAUUGCUGAAAAUCAAGCUACUGAUGGGAAGGAGAGCCUGCAGAAACCUGAGGCCAUAGGGGAACAAAACGCUGUGGUGGAGAAUAGUGUGGAGGCAGUAGCUGUUAAUGGUGUCGCCCCAGAAGACAUUAAGCCAACAACUGAAGAGGCGGCCGUUGCAAAUGGCUGUUAA
Messenger RNA from Miscanthus lutarioriparius, 1827 nucleotides. The record is from the annotation of a GenBank genome assembly. Lineage: Eukaryota; Viridiplantae; Streptophyta; Magnoliopsida; Poales; Poaceae.